AUGUCCUGUUUGAAUCAGUUAGAGGUUGAAAAGUGUAAAAAAUGCAAUGUACUUCAUCAGGCAAAUGAAGAAUUGUAGAAUAAUUUGGAUUCCGCUAGGGAAUAAAUAUAAGUCUUAAAGGAAGAGUAUGAAUCUUAAAUAAGCAAAUGCAAUUAGGAGUUUAAAGCCAAAAUAUUAGAGUUUAAUAGUGAAUUAAUUAAGUAGAAAGAAAAUUUUAAUAGUUAGAUGUUUUAGCUGAAGGAGAAAUAUGAAAAGACUAUAAUAAAUAGAGAAGGUACAUAGUAUACAAUUAAUCUAUAGAAUUAGCAACUGUAAAGAAGAUAAGAAUAUAUUGAAAAAUUGCGUGUGAUACUUUAGAAAAAAGAAAACUAGUUGUUAAGUUAAAAGGAUCAAUAUUUAAUUAAUCUUUCGAAUUUAAAAAAUAGUUCAGAUUAAUUGAACAUUGAUAAAAUCGAUAAAGAAUUUAAGUAGGAAUUGCUUAAUCUCAAAAAUGAAUACAAAGAGUCGUUAACAAGGCAUGAGACUGACAAGCAAAUAGAAAUGAAUAUAAUUAAGGAUGAGCUCAAAGAUGCUAUAAUAGAGCGAGAUUAUUAUAUAAAAAAGUUUAGAGAUAGAUUGAAUGAAAAAGAAGAAUAUAAUAAAAGUGUUUAUGAAUCAUAAUGCAAUUAAAUAUCCAGCAUGAUUAGCAUAUUAAAUUAAUAGCAUUAAGUUUAAAUUAAAUUCUAUCUAGCUCACAUUAACGAACUUGAAAAUUAAGUUAUAUAAGCUAAAAAGAAUAUCAGUAAAUCAGCUUUAUAAGAUUUAGUACUUCAAAAUGGAUCCUCAAUUUUUUGGUAAGAAGGUUUAGAGUUAUAUAAGCAACACAAAAUUUAAGAAAUACAAAAGAUCCUCUUAGAUAUGAAGGAAAAGUAGCUAAGACAUUCCCAAUACUUGACAAAAAGAUUUUACUCAAUUGUUAAAACAGCUUUAGUUAUUGAUAAAUAUGAGAAAAAAUUUGAAUUUAUGAAGUAAUUAAUUGAAAAAUAGCCUAAUUAAAGUAUUAAAGAAGAGUUUAAUCAUUUGCAAUAAGAUUAAAGUAUUUAUUUGAAAAAUAACUCAUUGUAAGUAAAAUCUUUCCUACGAAAAUAGGCAAAUGAUAACUCUCUAAAGCAGCUCUAUUAAAGCUUGAAUAAUUUAGAUAUCAUUUAACAAAAAAACGAAUAAAUAGUAAGUGAAAAAAUAAUCUAAAUAUUUAAGCUAGAAUAGAUAAAUUAGGAAUACGUUUAACAGAUUCAGAAACUGAAAACUAAAAUAUAAAACCAAGAUAAUGAAAGGGUUGAAUUGUUAAAUGAAAUAGAAUAAAAAUAAAAGAGAAUUAUUGAACUGUAAAAUAUCAUUUAAAAUGAAAAUAAAUAGUUCACACUAAUGUUGCAGCUUAAGAAGGUUGAAUUAUAAGAAUUAAUUAAAAUGAAUAAUCAACAAGUAGCAUUAAAAGAUAGGGAUAUAGUAAAAUUGUGCAAUGAUUUAGAGUAAUUGCAGGCUAUGCUAAAAGAGAGACCGUCAAGAAAUGAAGAUCUUAAAGAAAUCAUAACUUUAAAGAGUUAGCUUGAAAUUCAGACACAACGGUUUAAUCAACUGAAAUUGUAUAUACAGAGCAAGGUAGGUGAUGAAAAUUUUAAAUUCUCUAUGAAUGGAGAAAAAAUGAUUGUUGAUGAUACAAAAUCGAAAGUUUUUAAAAAAUUAAAUUCAAAUCAAAGCACCUUAGAAAACUCAUACAAUUCAACAAACAGCAGACAGAAGGAAAACAGUUUUAAAAACAUUCAAGCUUAGAAAGAAGACAAUUCCCCUAAAAGAAAUAAUUAAAUAUAUUUGUUUCACAAUUAAGAUAACUCAGAUUUAUCCUCAAUAUUGUAACACUAAAAACUAUACACGAGAUCAACAACUCCUUAAAAUGUGAAAAUUCAAAGUUCAUCAAGAGUUGAAACAGAACCUAGUGUGUAAUAUAAUAAUACAUUCAAUACUAUCCAAUAAGAUUCUAACUUAUUGCCUAAAAAGCAAUUAAAAUUAUAAAAUUAAAAAGUCUAUUAAACAAUCUAAGAUAGUAUGAUAUAGACUGAUUAUUAAAGACCUAAAAGUUAAUUAAAUGUCAAUUAACAAGAUUAAAUUGGGAUUAAUUACAUGCAAGGAUUUAAAAAAGAAAUUUAGAAAACACAUUAUGAGCAAGUACAAAUUAAUAGUGAUAUUUUUAUGAAUAAAAAAUUCACCUAAAUAAAAAGAUCAUAAACUCCAUAAAUAGUGAGAAAUAGAGUGUAAAAUAGAUAAAACGAAAAUGAAAGUAUAAAAAAUCAAUUUCUAAAUAGUGAUAAUAGUAAUGAUUAACAGUAUAAUAAUCAAGAUGUUACUCUUUAGCAUAUAAAUUAGUAUUUAAAUAAUUAUACUCCAUUUGUUUUUAAAGUAAAGAAACACUAUAGUCGAUCUCAAACCCCAUAAAAUAUUAUCAGAAAAGAAUGA
This is a messenger RNA of Tetrahymena thermophila SB210, 2490 nucleotides long. RefSeq lists its product as hypothetical. The transcript has 4 exons. Lineage: Eukaryota; Ciliophora; Oligohymenophorea; Hymenostomatida; Tetrahymenidae. The record is from RefSeq and is a predicted model, not a curated record.